Alternaria ethzedia is the source of this 855-nucleotide messenger RNA. RefSeq lists its product as uncharacterized. Lineage: Eukaryota; Fungi; Ascomycota; Dothideomycetes; Pleosporales; Pleosporaceae. The record is from RefSeq and is a predicted model, not a curated record. The coding region runs from base 1 to 855 and encodes 284 amino acids. The transcript has a single exon.
AUGCUCAGCAAGGUCCCCGACGUGGACAUGUACGAAGACGUCAUCCAAUUAACGACACCGCUCCAACUCGAACCACCUGUAUCCAUCUACAUCAAAAGCGACUCACCAUAUCGGGUCACUCUCAUAAAGGGCAACAGUGUCGACGUCGACGCUGGCCCUCAGUCCUUCACCAAGAUCGAGUCCUUCAGGCCGCUCAUCAUUGCGUCGUCAGCGCCGCUUAAGUCCGCAUUCGCUGAAGGAUGGAACAAACUGCCAGCCGAGCUGAAGAUCCUGACACUCGAGUUCAAUAUGAAAGCCGAGAAUCGCGUCGGCGCAGACGACAAGAAGGUCUACCCUCCAAUAGUCCUUUUUCAGCUGCUUCCCCACCUGACAAUGACACGCGAGAUUGCCGCAAUAGCGCAAGACAUAUUCUGGACCAAGAACGAGUUUCAUCUAGAGCCGUCAUGUCAGUCUGUCGUUAUCGGAAAUGGAAGGUCGAACAAUCGCAUCUACUUCGCCUAUCCCCCACAAGCAUUUCACCAUCUCAUUCGGCGGCUCGCUGUGCGGAUCCGUCCGAUGAGACGUGAGUGGCGUGUACUCGAGAAGCUUGCGAACGGCGACUAUGGUUUCGCUGCUCUUCGCAACAUCGUUGUCGAGUUUGACAUGCGGCGUGUAAUCUUGACCAGGAGAGUAUGGACCAGCUUUCUCACUCUGACCGUCCGCGAUGGAAUCGAUUUUAAAUGCGCUGGCAAUGUGAAGUUCCUUGCUCCACAGCCAGCCACCGACACGCCAUCAGAGCUUUCGUUCGAGGAUGUGAAGGAGAUGUUCAACGGCAAGAUCAGGUUCGCGGUCGAGGAGACCAAGGCGGAAGCUUAA